CCUCUCCCUGCCUCUUUCCAUAUCUUCUCACCACAUCCCUUUCUUCAUCUCCUUCGGUCUCUCCCUCUCCAUCGUCUUCUCUCUAUACGGAUGCGAUCCAGUGAGUCUAGCGGUGCAUCCAAGCGGUGAUGAACAAAAAACAAACUGAUUGAUACCCGUGUGUAAAAUCGAAGAUGAUGAGCACAAACCCUAACACAGUCGAAGAUGAUAAACGCAAACCCAAAAUGGAACAAAAUCGAAGAUGAGGAACACAAACCCAGAAACGAACAAAAUCGAAGAUGAUGAACAAGAUCUAUACCUGUAUGUAAAAUAGAGUAUUGAACAAGAUCAUAAACCAAACGAACCUAGUGUUUUUUGCCACUUAACCAGGAUAGGAAAAGGAAGCAGAUAGGAUUAAGAAGCUCUCAUGGAAAUCAGAUGCUUUCUGGUACGUUGUUUUCUGCCCACACCACCUCUUAUUCGACACCAAUCUCUGUUUUGGGAAUCAACCAACAAUUCAAGUCGAAGAAACAACAAAAAUGGCGGACUAAAAGUUACGGCGAAAUCCAACAUCCACGAAGAUGGCGACCAUGAUCACCCUUUCUUCCAGUCCGCCUUUUCUCGCGCUUCUUAUCGUUUCCAUGAAACCCUUCGUCCAGAGCCUCUUUUCGUCGAUCCGUACGCUGGCUGCUUUGUGCCUCCUAACCUUGAGUUAGACGAAACUACGAAGCAGAAGAUGCAUCAUUACUGCAUUGGUACUAGAUUUAUCGAUGAUCAGUUGCUUAGUGUAACUAAGGGCGUUGAUGGGGCUAAACAGGUUGUUUUAUUUACAGAUGGAAUGGAUACUAGGGCUUAUCGGCUUAAUUGGCCUUCCUCAACUGUAAUCUAUGAUGUAUCACCCCAAGCAGUAUUCAAGAAAGCAUCUGAAAAGCUCAAAGAUGUUGGUGCUAAAAUUCCAAGAAGUUGUUUGCUGGUUCAUGUUCCUUUGGAGUCGUCUGAUAUGCAACAAGUUUUACGUGAUAAAGGAUUUAACGGUUGCAGGCCAAGUAUAUGGGUGUUCCAGGGGUUUCCAGUGGCAAAUUUGGCUAGUUUUAAAGAGAUUCUGACAAUGGUUGGUAAUUUAGGCAUGAAGGGUUGCCUGUUGUUGGGUGAACUUCCUGUUGAAGUCGGGAUGAAGCCCCCUGUGGAGAAGUGGGUGGAUGAGGUUUUCAUGGGUUAUGGUUUUCGAGUGCGAAUAGUAGGGUAUGAUGGUGUUGCAUCAAACCUUGCUCAACAACAGCUGCCAGGAGACCCUAAUAACUUUCUUUUUGUUGCAGAACACCUACAAUUUUCCGAUGAUCAGAUGGAGAAUUGGAGAAGAGAAUUUGAGAGGAUAGAGGGAGAAGGCGAUGAAGAAGGAUUUGAGGAGCUCUAAAUCAAUUCAAACAUCAAACUUGUUCAUUAUUAUUGAUUUUGAGCUACCAUAAAAAG
Molecule: messenger RNA, 1449 nt
Organism: Cynara cardunculus var. scolymus (artichoke)
Lineage: Eukaryota; Viridiplantae; Streptophyta; Magnoliopsida; Asterales; Asteraceae
Product: putative S-adenosyl-L-methionine-dependent methyltransferase MMAR_0539
Exons: 7
Coding region: 407-1393 (328 amino acids)
Biological process (GO): methylation
Molecular function (GO): methyltransferase activity
Source: RefSeq, a predicted model, not a curated record